CUCUUUGGACCGAUGAAACGAUGCGCUCUCUGCUCCUGUGCGGCGAUAUUUUCAUUUUUUGUUCUGUCGUUGCCGCUAUAUUUUUUUUCCCCAAUCACCGUGGUGUGUUCUGCGCAGGGGACGCUGAUUCACGGUGUUUCGCCGACUUCAAUGGCUGCUGCGAUCCGUCGUAACCUUUCUGUUGGGAAGAUUUAUGUUGUAAAGUCCUUUGGUUUGAGCAACCCGCCGAAUCAGUAUCGCCCAUGUUCCUUUGAUUUGUCUUUGGGUCUCUCGCCCUCGACUUCCUUUCAGGCCUGUGGUCUUCCUGCUGAGAGUUUUCCGGUUGAUGCGUAUGAGUUUGUGUCUUUCUCCCAGUUGAGUUUGAGUGCUGGUAAUCACCGUUUCUUGACAGAUGUCGUUGGCCGACUCCAUUCAAUCAAUGGGAUAUCGCAUAAAAUCACUAAUAAUGGCCCUGCAGUCAAGCAGACGGUUAUCAUCGAGGAUGAAAGUGGAGCGAAGAUUACUAUUACACUCUGGGAUGAGUUUUCUGCGGUGUUGGACCAUGUUGCACUUACUCAGGCUAACUCGAUUGAGGUUGUGAUUCUCGCUUUUGGUGGUUUGCUGGUUAAUAAGUUGGGAGAUGAUUAUAUUCUCUCGAGCUCAGCUGGUACACGCAUAGCAGUCAACCCUCCUGUACCAAAGGCUUACUAUCUUGCAUCUAGGUUUGCUGAAAAGCACGAAGUUGUUGAGUCCUUGCUAGUGGAAUUUGCCUCUGUUGCUGAUGCUGCUGCUGAUGUAGAUCGGCGUACCAAGAGCCUGGACCAGUUGCUGAGCUUGUCUCGAACGAAUUCCUCACUGGAAGAGAAGUAUCGUUGUGGUGGAGUGAUCGUUGAUAUCGAGUCGGGUGCUCCUUGUUAUAAACUCCAACUUACUUUGAGGGAUGACUCUUGCGAGGCCCUGUUCAUUCUGAUGGGUGGCUGUGCCCAUUCGUUGGUUAAUGUUUCUGCUGCACAUCUGGCCCAGCGGUUUCCUCAUCGUCCUGGUCAGUUGCCCCCACAGUUGCAUCAAUUGCGAGGACAGUAUGUCAAGUUUGAUUGUAAGUUACCAUUGCCUGGUCCUACUGGCUUCUCUUCGGGUGAGUUCCGUGUAACUCAGGUUGUCCCGCUUGAUGAUCCUACGGUGGUUGGCGAUUUGCUCGAGUUUUCUUCACAAUCUCUGUUACGUGGUUCUAUUGCUGCUGUUCCGACUUUGACCAUGGGUGCAACAAGUGUCGCGGGUGGUUCUUCGACUUCAUCUAGGGUUGCCAAGGGAAAGGAAAAGGUUUCAGGUCCUCUACUCACUGAGGUUUCAGCAGCCCCGUUUAGUAUCACUGAAGGGCCAGAUGAGACUGUCAGUCCGAUAGCUGAGAAUUUACAUAUUCCUUCUCCUGCAAAUAUCGGAAGCAAAGCCCAGUCCUCUACACCAUCCGGCAGGUCUACUUUUUCGCUGAUUACCAAGCGUACAUCUGGAAUCGAUGAGUCUGCCAGCCCUGAGGAUGUUAGUCGUGGUUCGUUGAUACCUGCUGCAAAGAUUCUGAAGCCAUCCCCUGAGUCAUCUCCUGGGAAGACCUCUGGUUUAGCCUCUGGCUCUUCGCCUGCGUCAUUGUUGGUUUCUCCACUCGCCAAGAUAAAGGUGGAGAAGUUAGACGAUGCUGAGGCUCCUCCACUGCCACACGGCGGUUCCUCACAGGCAGGUGCUGAGAUGGAAGGGGAUUCCCCAGUUGACAGUCAGAAGAACCCAGCUGCGAAACGUCCUCUGUUCAAGAGCAAUGCCUCCCAAGAAAAGAAAGACUCAAUAUCAAACUUUGACGUAAAAGAGCCAGAAUUGAAAUUAUGGAACAUCCAUCGCAAGGUUCAGUGGUUCCUGAGACAUCAUUUGGGGCCGUAUAUCCUGUGCCUGAGAAUGAUAUACAGGAAUCAUCACGGUCUCUUCGUCGAGUCCUACCAUCAUCAUCAGGUGAUGAAUGCACUGCCACCAUAACAUUGUUAUUUGAAUUAUAAGAUUCUCAUGAAGCCAUCAAGCAUUAUCAAUCUUCGAUGAUAUAAAAGCUUUAUUGUAAU
Messenger RNA from Linum trigynum, 2078 nucleotides. The record is from the annotation of a GenBank genome assembly. Lineage: Eukaryota; Viridiplantae; Streptophyta; Magnoliopsida; Malpighiales; Linaceae.